Molecule: messenger RNA, 3887 nt
Organism: Mya arenaria
Lineage: Eukaryota; Metazoa; Mollusca; Bivalvia; Myida; Myidae
Product: methylosome subunit pICln-like
Exons: 6
Coding region: 59-703 (214 amino acids)
Biological process (GO): spliceosomal snRNP assembly; cell volume homeostasis; chloride transport
Cellular component (GO): methylosome; plasma membrane; pICln-Sm protein complex
Source: RefSeq, a predicted model, not a curated record
GUAGGAAACGUGCGGUUCACGUUGUUUUGCGUUAUUUUCAAAUUAAGAAAGUGUCAGUAUGCUGCUCACAGAGUUCCCCAUUCCAAACGUGGGUGUGCAUCACAAAGAAGAUAAUGUACAGACCUAUAUAGAUGGUAACUUAACUGGGACAGGAUCCCUGUAUAUUGCAGAAAGCCAACUAACAUGGCUGAGCGCUGGUGGAGAAGGCGGUUUCUGUCUUGAGUAUCCAAAGAUCGCAUUGCAUGCAGUGUCACGUGACAUCACAUCAUUCCCUCAGCCAUGUCUUUACCUUCAGGUGGAGGGAAAGCUUAUUGAUGAUGAUAACAGGAGCACUUCAUCAUCAGAAGGGGAAGGAGAGCCCGAUGAAGAGCCCAUGUCCGAGGUCAGAUUCGUCCCCGCAGACAAUAUAGCACUGGAUGGGAUGUUCACAGCAUUGUCCAACUGUCAGAUCUUACAUCCGGAUCCAGAGGAGGUGGACUAUGAUGAAAAUGUAGAUGAUGAGUAUUACGAAGGUGAGGAAGGUGUUGAACAACUGACAGAGGAAGGCCAGAUAAAUCUGGAGCGGUUUGAGGCCAUGUUGAGACAGGGACAGGGGGACGGGCCUAACACAGAUGAGCCAAACACCAACGGCAACGCUGAAGAUGCAGAACAUAGAGGACCAGAGGACGGUGGACAGUUUGACGAUGCCGACAUGGAACAAUGAGAUAAUUCAUGUUUCAGACUUUGAUUGUUAUACAUAAAGUUGGUCUUCAGAGUCUCAUAACAUUGAGCACAGAAACAUUGGGAAACUAAGACUGUGGACUGUUUUUCCACACUGGUGUAAACUGUUCUGACACGCAAACUGAGAUAAUAACUUACCUUGGGCUUAUUGUAGAUAUUGCAGUGGUCGAAAUUAAUACAAGCCCACAAGCCUUGCACUGGUAAAAUGUCUUCCAGGCUUGCUCAAAUUCUGUAUUUAAAAUAGCAAGGCAUGUUAACAUUUUUGAUGCCAAGCGAAGUAUAAGAAUUUGGCCUUGUUCAUCCAAAGUCGAAUUCCUAUGACUGAUAUUGGCAUCAAAGGUUACGUGUAGGUCUUAUUGAACUAUAAAAAACAUAAAAAACAUUCAUCUCACCAAUGGCUGUCAAUCAACUACCGCCUAAUGAUCUGCCUUGUUGAGCCGAGAAUAUCUCGUCCACCAUGUGUACAAAAUACCAGGAAUUUCACUUUAAGAUAUUUAUUUUACUUUUUCUCAUUGUUGUAUUUCCUUGUUUUAAUCUUUUCAAAAUGAAUGUUUCUUGAAAAGUAAGAAUGUAUUUGAAAUAAUGAGAAUUGCAAAAUGUAUAACGUGGUCAUGGGAAAUUGAUCAUCUUUACAUGAUUUACAUGAUGGCAGUGAUUACUACAUCAACAAGGGAAGUAACUGAUGUGUGCAAUUUGAUUGGCUGCCUGUUUAUUGCUCUUGUCAGUUUCUUUUGGUGAAGACAGUGUUUAAAAAACGUAUAAAACUAACCUUUCAACUUUAAUUGUUGACACAUCCCAUAUAGCUUGUCUUAGCUCACAAUACAAUUAAGUAGAAUUAUGGACAGUACAAAAGAAAAAUGGAGCACUUACCCAUAGGAAGACCCAUAGAAAGACCAUUAAAAAUGCACUCCAACUCCCAAAUAAGAUGUACAACAAUUUAUACAAUUGUUUUAAUUUACCAAAAAGGAUGAAUAAAUAUCGAAAAUAAUGAUUCUUAUGAAGGAUACCGUGUUAAGUUUGAAAGAUAGGUGCGGAAAACAUGGUAUUUCUACCGUACCAGGCAAUAUUUGAUCAUUGUAAAUCUUUUAGGAUCCAUUUAGUACUUGUGCGUCUUCAGCUAUUAAAUACAUGGUUACAAUCUUGUUAUCAGUAAUACAUAUUUUUCAUAAAUGCAUUAUUUAGUAAGUUGUUUAAGGUUUAUUACUCAAAAUUUAUAUUUGUUAUACAUGUGUAUGUAUUGAUUUUAAAUAUGAGUGGCACUUUAAGCAAAAAGAACUGCAACUCUUGUUUUCAGCAUAUGAUUUACAUUGUAUGACUGAAUUGUUAGACCUGUCUUCACUGUUUUACUAUGUCAUAGUUUCAAGUUGUUCAUGAAAUUGUUAAGGAUAUAUUUUUUCUUGUUGUCUGUAACAAAAUUUGUAUAAUAUUGAAUCAAUGGCAGCAACUAUUUUCAUGAUACAUGUAUAAUACUAGUGUAUAAAGAAACCGUGCAUAACAAGAGAGUUGUCUGAAAAAAUGUAAAUGAUGUUUGCUUCAGUUAUUUGAAACCCAAACGUAACUGUAACAGAGGAUACUUCCACAAGGAUUGUGAUCAUCUUUUAGCUCGACUAUUUGAAGAAUAGGUGGGCUAUACUACUCACCCCAGCGUUGGCGUCGGCGUCCGGUUAAAGUUUUAGGGCAAGUUGGGAUUUUCACUUAUAAGUCCAAUACCCUACAUUCAAUUGACUUAAUACUUUACGCAGUUGUUCAGGGCCAUCACAUGAUGAGGUUAGAUAACUCCAUAUUAUUCUUUACACAGAUUAUGGCACCUGAUUGACUAUGGAACUUAAAGUUUUAGGGCAAAUUGGAAUAUUUAUUAAUAACUUCUAUAUCCUUUGUUCAAUUGACUUAAUACUUCACACAGUUGUUCAGGACCAUCACACAAUUAGGUUACAUAACUCCAUAUUAUCCUAAAUACAAGUUAUGGCCCCUGAUUGACUUAAGUUAAAGUUUUAGGCCAGGUUAAAGUUUUAGGCAAGUUGGGAUUUUCACUAAAAACUCCAAUACCAUUCAUUCAAUUGACUUAAUACUUCACACAGAUGUUCAGAGCCAUCACAUAAUGUGGUUAGAUAACUCCAUAUUAUCUUUUAUACAAAUUAUGGCCCCUGAUUGACUAUGGAACUUAGGUUAAAGUUUUAGGGCAGGUUGGGAUAUUGUUUAAUAACUUCUAUACCCUUCAUUCAAUUGACUUAAUACUUCACACAAUUGUUCAGGACCAUCACCCAAUGAGGUUACAUAACUCCAUAUCCUUAAUACAAGUUAUGGCCCCUGAUUGACUUAGGUUAAAGUUUUAGGCAAGUAAAAGUUAAGGGCAAGUUGGGAUUUUAAGAAAAAACUUUAAUACCGUUCAUUAAAUGCACUUAAUAAAAUUCAAAAUUAUUUACAACCAUCUUACAUCAAGAAACAUAAAUCCGUUUUAAGCCUAAAUACAAAUUAUGGCCCUUGAAUUAUUUUUUUUUUUUUUUUCCUUUGAAAGAAAUAUUGGUAUAUUCUUUACCACAUUUUCAUAAUGGGAAAUCAAGUUAUUUCAAUAACUUGCGUCAUUGUUUGGGCGGGCUGGUGGGAGGGCAGCAUCAAACUCACCUUAUGUAUCGAAUAAUUUUAGUUAGGUUUGACAUAAAGAGACCAAACUUGGUGUUAUUACAUCGUUAUUGUAUUCUAAAUCAAAGCGGCAUAGUCGAGCGUGCUGUCUUACGACGGCUCUUAUUGAAUUAAGACAUCUUACUGUAAUAAGUUGUCAUUUCAGGGGUUACUUUAGAACUGAUAAAUUAAAGCAAGCAUGGUUUCUUUUUUCACUGGUAUAGGCUAAUGCUGUUCAUGUACAUGACUGUACUCAUUCUCAUCAUUGUUAUGCCCCCUGCCCCCCAUGGAAGUAGCAGGGGUAUAUUGCGUUGCACAUGAAAAUUGGCAUCACAAUUUGUAUGCAGGAGUGGGUCCGUAAAUAUAGGUUCCUCAUGAAAGAAUUUGUUGAAAAUUCAUUACAGAACAUUAAUAGCAGAUUGAAAGGUAUUGAUUACACAUUGCCACUGUUUUCAUUGGGUCUAUCAUUUACCAUUUAUGAAAUCUCAAUUUGUACAGUACUUGUCAUGCAGUAUGCAAUUUGUCAUCAAUAAAUAAUACAUGUACCA